Molecule: messenger RNA, 1169 nt
Organism: Eutrema salsugineum
Lineage: Eukaryota; Viridiplantae; Streptophyta; Magnoliopsida; Brassicales; Brassicaceae
Exons: 3
Coding region: 51-1169 (372 amino acids)
Source: RefSeq, a predicted model, not a curated record
AUCUCUCUAGCUAUCUCUUCAAUCCUCAUCUCUCACAGAAGGAAGUCGCAAUGUAUCAAGAAGCCGCACUUCUCCUAGCUCUCCUAUGUGUCUCUUCUAAUAAUGUUAACAUCGUCGUAGCGGCCCCAAUCCGCGAUGGAUUACUACCAAACGGUAAUUUCGAGAAGGGUCCUAAACCGUCCCAAUUGAAAGGAUCGGUUGUUAAGGAACGAUCAGCCGUACCCAACUGGGACAUGACCGGUUUGGUGGAGUACAUCAAAGCUGGUCAGAAACAAGACGACAUGGUCCUGGUCGUACCGGAAGGCUCCUCCGCCGUCCGAUUAGGCAACGAGGCCUCAAUCUCCCAGAAAAUCUCAGUCCGAUCGGGCCGUCUAUACUCUAUCACGUUCAGCGCCGCUCGAACCUGCGCUCAGGACGAGCGGCUCAACAUCUCCGUCACGCACGAGUCCGGUGUGAUCCCUAUCCAGACCUUGUACGGCAGCGACGGUUGGGACUCGUACUCCUGGGCUUUUAAAGCUGGUGGGCCCGAAAUAGAGAUCCGGAUCCACAACCCGGGUCAUGAGGAGCACCCGGCUUGUGGACCUUUGAUCGACGCCGUCGCUAUCAAGGCUUUGUUCCCUCCCAGAUUCUCUAGAUAUAAUCUGAUUAAGAACGGGAAGUUCGAGGAAGGACCUUACGUGUUCCCCAAGGCAAAGUGGGGAGUAUUGAUCCCACCGUUCAUAGAAGACGAAAACAGCCCAUUGCCCGGUUGGAUGAUCGAGUCACUCAAGGCCGUAAAAUACGUCGACAAGGCACACUUCUUCGUCCCAGAAGGACACCGAGCCAUCGAGCUUGUUGGAGGCAAAGAGAGCGCUCUUUCUCAGAUCGUGAGGACGUCACUGAACAAAUUCUACGCUCUCACUUUCAACGUUGGAGACGCCAGAGACGCUUGCGAGGGACCGAUGGCAGUGGAGGCCUUCGCUGGACGGAGCAAGGUCAUGGUGGAAUACGCGUCUAAGGGGAGAGGCGGUUUUAGACGGGGAAGGCUUGUGUUCAAGGCGGUGUCGCCGAGGACACGUGUCACUUUCAUCAGCACGUUUUACCACACGAAGAGCGACCACUCUGGCUCGCUAUGUGGCCCGAUCAUCGAUGACGUCAGGUUGGUGGCGGUUCGUACACUCCGAGGGUGA